AAAGCAAAAGAAAAAGAAAAGGAUUGUAAAUCGGCCAAGCAGACAUAAAGCAAAACCCAAAAAACUAUUUCCCCUUGAGAAUCUCCCCCACAAAUCUUCUCUACAGUUUCCUUAAUCCUUCAAUCUCUCUCCUCUCUUCCCCUAAAAUGUCCUCUUCAAAUUCACCCCUUCUUCCCCAUUUCCCCCAAUUUCUUCCUUCUCCCUCCCAUGGCGGCUUCCACUCCCAUCCUCAUCCAACACGCCCUUCUCCUCAAUCCUUCCCAACCCAUUUCUCCACGUGUCCUCCCCCUUUCCGCCAUUGAUUCCCAGCUCUUCCUCCGCUUCACCAUCGAGUAUCUUCUCAUUUACAAUCUCCCUUCUGUUUCCGACCCAUCCGCCGUUUCUUCCACUUUCCGAUCUGCUCUGUCGGAGCUUUUGAUCCUUUACUACCCACUUUCGGGUCGGGUCACUGAGAAACCCGAUGGGUCUGGGUUGGAGGUGGUUUGCCGAUCUCAAGGGGUUUUGUUUGUUGAAGCUGUUUCGGAUUUCUACACGGCGGCGGACUUCGAUCGUCCGCCGCGGUCCGUCGCGGAGUGGAGGGGGUUGUUGUCGUUUUCUGUAGAGGAUGUUUUGGAUGGAUCUCCACCGUUGGUUGUUCAGUUGACGUGGCUUAAAGAUGGAGCGUUGGCGGUUGGGGUUGGGUUUAAUCAUUGUAUUUGUGAUGGAAUUGGUAGUGCUGAGUUUCUUAACUCGUUUGCUGAGUUGGUUGUUGGGAGACUCGGCCGUGUUGCCGAGUUGAAGCCGAUUCCGGUUUGGGAUCGACAUCUACUCACUCCACAACCACCACCACGGCUUUCUCAUCGUCGGUCGCCAACGCCGGAAUUCCAACGUGUACCUGAUCUCUGCCGUUUCAUGUCACGGUUUGUUGAUGAACCACUCGUUCCAACUUCCGUGACUUUUGGGAAAAUUCAUCUCACGCGCUUGAAGUCACUUGCACACUCCACGCGCUGCCCUGGUGAGGCGGCGUUCACGGCGUUUGAGGUUCUUGCUGCUCAUAUAUGGCGGAGUUGGGCUCGAUCUUUAAAACUCCCUCCCAAUCAAACGCUUAAGCUUCUGUUUAGUGUAAAUGUAAGAAAACGGAUUAAACCGAAUCUUCCCGCCGGUUACUACGGCAACGCCUUCGUCCUCGGUUGCGCUCAGACCACCGCCGGUGAGUUGGCGGAGAAGAAACUCGGCCAUAUUGCCGGUUUAGUAAAACAGGCGAAAGAGCGAGUCGGAGAUGAGCAUGUGAAGCAUGUGACCGAGUUGGUGAGCGAGUCAAGAGUGAGUCCCGACUCGGUCGGCGUUCUUAUACUGUCCCAGUGGUCAAGGUUGGGGUUAGAGAAGGUUGAUUUCGGAAUGGGUCGGCCGGUUCACGUCGGCCCGGUCUGUUGCGACCGGUACUGUAUUUUGUUGCCGGUUUUUAAUCAAACGGAUGCUGUGAAGGUCAUGGUGGCGGUCCCCAAAUCUGCAGUUGACAAGUAUGAAUCCAUGGUCAGAAACGUGGCCACGUGAAUGUACUUGAGUGUGACACGUGGCGGAGUUGACAUGUAAAAAAAUGUUUGACUAUUUUUUUUUCCCUCUUUCGUUCUUGUUUUUUUUUCGCUUACGAAUAUAUUUAUUUAUUUAUUUAUUUAAUUUA
Messenger RNA from Benincasa hispida (wax gourd), 1660 nucleotides. Its product is annotated as HXXXD-type acyl-transferase family protein. NCBI's taxonomy places the organism in Eukaryota, Viridiplantae, Streptophyta, Magnoliopsida, Cucurbitales, Cucurbitaceae. The record is from RefSeq and is a predicted model, not a curated record.